Molecule: messenger RNA, 3985 nt
Organism: Sardina pilchardus (European sardine)
Lineage: Eukaryota; Metazoa; Chordata; Actinopteri; Clupeiformes; Clupeidae
Gene: rragca
Product: Ras-related GTP binding Ca
Exons: 7
Coding region: 196-1341 (381 amino acids)
Biological process (GO): negative regulation of autophagy; cellular response to starvation
Cellular component (GO): nucleus; lysosome; Gtr1-Gtr2 GTPase complex
Molecular function (GO): GTPase activity; GTP binding
Source: RefSeq, a predicted model, not a curated record
AUUGGGGACCUGACGAUUUAAAGGAGACGGGGAAUCGCUUAUCUCUGUUCUGUAGAGAUCUUCCCAGACACAACCCAUGCCCGCUGACCAGUAUUUGAUGGACAUAGAUAGCGGCGAAGAAAUAUUUUCAUAACAGACCACGGUUAAUAGAAAGGGGGAGGGGGGGAUUGGGGAAGCGAGCGUCGUCGGGUCAAAAUGUCGAUACAGUAUGAAGAACCACUGGCAGAUAGCUUUGGGGUAGCGGACUCGUUCCCAAAAGAUUUUGGUUAUGGGGAGGAAGAGGCCGAUAUCGAAGACAGUCCAUCACCCUCAGACAGUAAACCAAGAAUAUUGCUGAUGGGGCUGCGAAGGAGUGGCAAGUCUUCGAUCCAGAAGGUGGUGUUUCACAAGAUGUCCCCAAACGAGACGUUAUUCUUGGAGAGCACCAACAAGAUCUACAAGGAUGACAUCUCGAGUAGCUCCUUCGUCAAUUUUCAGAUUUGGGACUUUCCUGGGCAGGUGGACUUCUUUGACCCCACCUUCGACUAUGAGAUGAUCUUCAGAGGCACGGGGGCCCUGAUAUUUGUCAUUGAUGCUCAGGAUGACUACGUGGAGGCUCUGGGGAGGCUUCACCUCACCGUGUCGCGGGCCUACAGGGUCAACCCCGAGAUCAACUUCGAGGUCUUCAUCCACAAGGUGGACGGCCUGUCCGACGAUCACAAGAUCGAGACACAAAGGGACAUCAACCAGAGGGCCAACGAUGACCUGGCAGACGCCAGCCUGGAGAAGCUGCACCUCAGCUUCUAUCUGACGAGUAUCUACGACCAUUCUAUAUUUGAAGCCUUCAGUAAAGUGGUGCAGAAGUUGAUCCCUCAGCUGCCGACUCUGGAGAAUCUUCUGAACAUUUUCAUAUCGAAUUCAGUGAUCGAGAAGGCUUUUUUGUUCGACGUGGUCAGUAAGAUCUACAUUGCCACGGACAGCUCGCCGGUGGACAUGCAGUCAUAUGAGUUGUGCUGUGACAUGAUUGACGUGGUCAUCGAUGUGUCCUGUAUCUAUGGUCUUAAAGAGGAUGGCAGUGGCAGUGCAUAUGACAAGGAGUCCAUGGCUAUCAUCAAGCUGAACAACACCACAGUGCUCUACCUUAAAGAGGUCACCAAGUUCCUGGCUCUCGUCUGCAUCCUCCGAGAGGAGAGCUUUGAGCGCAAAGGCCUCAUCGACUACAACUUCCACUGUUUCCGGAAGGCCAUCCACGAGGUGUUCGAGGUGGGCAUGACGAGCACGCGGACAGUGUCCACCCCGACGGGCACGCCCUGCCUGAUGAAAGGCAUGGCACUCAACGGCACCCCGCGCAGCACUGUGUAGACGAGACGGACCGCGGCCUGGCACAACACGGAGGACGAGCGGACCACACGAGGACGAGAUCGAAAGACGAAAGACGGAGAAGAAGCCGAAGAGGGGCGAAAGAAAGAAACGCAAGAAGGAGGCAAAAGAGAAGAGAAGGGAAGGGAAGGAAUGCGCGCUGCUGUAUUGGGAGAGGGAGAUGGCAUAGGGCCAUGUCCUUAUGCCACCCACAACCCACCCCCCCCUCCACCUUACCACCUUACCACCUUACCCCAUCCCCAACCCCACCCACCCUCCCUCCAGUCCCCCCAACUCCACCCUAAAACCAGCACCUGAGUAUACCCCCCCUGUACAGGGACAGAGACAGAGACUCUACUGCCACAGUAUACGAUAACUAAACGCAUAAAUAAAUCAAGAAAAUCAUUAAAAAGAAAAAAAAAAAAGAAAAAAAAAAGACUGUUGUUAGGGAGAGCAGUGCCAGAGCUCUUGAGUUAGGAUGAGGAAGGGAACACGAGACAAAAAGACAAGGCGAGGGAAGAUUGCCGAAUCUCUCUUUUUUUCUUCUCGUGAACGAGCGGCAUUAACACCCACUGUACGGCAGGACAGGAGAGGGAAAAAGGCCAGCAGGGGCACAAGUGUGAGGAGAUGAGGAGAGAAAAAGAGUUAGAUAAAUCGAUGAAAGCACACAGAUUCCUCCCUGCAAGGACUAUCUUCUCUCUCUCUUUCUCUCUCUCUCUCUCUCUCUCUCUCUCUUUCUCUCUCUCUCUGUCGCCACCUGGUGAACAUAAGAAGCCUCUUGAAUCUGCUGUAUGAUUUUUUUUUUGUGUGUGUUUUCCUUUUGCUGCUUGUCCACGGAUGUGAGGGAAGGAAGUUACGAGACUCGCAUGUGAGUAGGUGACAGGGAUGAGUUCUGCCACUUUGAGUCUAGCCCUGCAGAUAGCAGACCUACACUUCCAAAGCCUUACGUAGAUGGAGCUUGCAAGCUGGCUUGCUUGCUGCAAGCCUGUUAUCCACUUCACUCAGUGCAUCCCAAACCUUUCCUGUGAUGAUUUUUUGUUGUUGAUAUUUUCAGAUUGUCAAGCUUGAAAAGGGAUCAUAUUUUAGUUUGUGUGUGUGUGUGUGUGUGUGUGUGUGUGUGUGUGUGUGUGUGUGUGUGUGUGUGUGUGUGUGUGAGAGAGCGAGCGAAAAACAGACUUGUAUCGUUUGUACCUGCGAAAUCAGGGAGUGACUGGUUGAUUAAUUGAAUAUAGCGACUGAUUUAGCUUGUUGAAUUUAGAGGCAUAUAGGGUAGACUUAAGGCCCAAAGCUGUUGUGACAUCUGAAGCCCUUCCUCAGUAUGCUUCCACAGCAAAACUGCAGAAGCUUAACGUCUAUGGCAGAAACCACUUUGUGAGUCUUUUGAGACUUCUGUGUGUGUGGACAGAGGCGUAGGAGUAGGCUGGAUGGCCAUCCAUGGAUGCUGGCAUGCAUUCCAAAAUGUGUUGGUCUUGCCGUGGAUGCCAGUGCCAUAGCUACGAUCGGAAGCCAAGAUACCCUCUAUGACGAUGCUCCCAAAUUUAGACGGCAUCUUUGGUGCAAAUGACUGCAUCACUGUGACGUAGAUUACUUUCGAGAAUGUAUGGGGAACUUUGAGCAACACAAAUGGCACUGAUCAGCUAUUACACCCCCCCCCCCUCCCCCCUCCCCCCCCAGCGCACAGGAGAAGCCCGAGAUUAUGAAUGUUCUUUGAUGUUAUGCCAUUUUUGCACUUUUGCUUCCUGGAGUCAGAGCAGGGUGUCUGUAGCAGUAAAUUAAGUUGUCUGUAAAGGCUUCAAGACGUGAUUAACUUCCAUGUUUCACUUAUUUCACAUUGAUGUAUUUCACUGAAGUGUCUGACAAAAUAGCUUAGGAGACUGUUUAACCAGACACGUGACCUACAGUACAGUGUGACAAAAAUCCCUUGGCCUAUCUUUUCUCUGCAUGUUUGCAUCAAUUGGAAUCAGGGCAAAAAAUAUUGAACACACACACACACACACACACACACACACACACACACAGUUCUUGAGGAUAUCUUGUUAUCUGUAUGCCAUUGACUGUUUAGAAAGGGAUCAGUACUAACAGUUCUAAGAAAUCCUGGAAAAGAAUUGUGACCAAAAUCACUUGUUAAUGACACAUAGUGGGGUCACCCUUUGCUAGUGAUUAUUGCUUGCUCUCAUUUCUCCUGUGUCUGUCCUAACUUCUGCCCAAGGUGUAAAUGUUCACAUGACAAUAAACAUGUAAACACCUUAAGUUAGUGCCUUUCUCUUUCCAGGCAGAGCUUUUUAAUCGCAAUGAGCCAUCUUAACCCCUCAUAUAGACUACUCGUCACAUUAAGUAUAUAUUUUAUUAAAACAGCAUGGAUUUGAUUCAGCUUUCCUCCCAAGGGGCCAUUUAUGGAUUCAGAGUUUAGUGUCACUCGCCGCACCUGGAUUGCCCUUGAGAGGGCGCAGACUCACCACCCCCCUCCCACAACCCCACGACCCACAUCCACCCCUCCUCAGAGUUUAUCACUGUCGUCACGCAAUGCAACCAAUAAAUUAUCAACAAAAGCAAUCUUAUUGGUUUCUUGUUAUUUGCAUACUGAUUCUACUCUGUCUGAAGAAGUUUAAAUUGAAUGGUCAGUUGAUGAUUUCAGCAUAUUGCAUAU